Ipomoea nil (Japanese morning glory) is the source of this 1575-nucleotide messenger RNA. Its product is annotated as vinorine synthase-like. Bases 60 to 1394 code for a protein of 444 amino acids. NCBI's taxonomy places the organism in Eukaryota, Viridiplantae, Streptophyta, Magnoliopsida, Solanales, Convolvulaceae. The transcript has 2 exons. The record is from RefSeq and is a predicted model, not a curated record.
GAGCAGAUUAAGCCAUCAAUUAUAAAAGCCAUAGAGGUGGAGCUUCUUCUACCAAUAUAAUGUCGCUGCAGAUAACCAUGAAAGUUGAAGUUAGGAGCAAAGAAAUAGUGAGACCGUCCUCUCCGACACCUGAAAGUCUCAAGAAUUACAAAUUCUCUUUUCUGGAUCAACUAGCUCUUAACGUCAGGCUUCCAUUCGUCUUCUUCUACGUCUCAGGAAGAGCUUGUCAUCAUACCGACACCAUUGAUGAGCUGAAGAAAUCACUCUCCAAAACCCUGUCUCUAAUGUACCCGCUGGCGGGGAGGGCGAAGGAGGACAGGAUAACAGUCGAAUGUAACGACGAAGGGGUGGAGUUUAUUGUGGCCGAUGUUGCUGAAAACAUGUCUUCUUUGCUGGAAAAUUUUGAAAUUGGGAAGAUUAAGCAGCUGACUCCUUCUGCAAAGUUUUACGAGCCCCAACCGGUAGGAAAGGUUUUGCUGGCGAUUCAGGUGAACCGGUUUAGAUGCGGGGGAAUAGCUAUUGGGUUCUUCGUUUCACACGCCAUUUUGGAUGGUUCCUCCCUUGCCAAAUUCAUGGAAACCUGGGCGUCCUUCAACCGCGGCUGUGCUGUGAUUAAUGGAAGUGGAUUCAUUUCCGAUCACUCUACCAUCUUAUUCCCUCCUUUGACGGAUACUUCUGCUCUUGAAAGAUCAGUAAGAAUGGCCGCGGCGGCAGUGGAGCAGGAAGAGAAAAACAUGGUUGUUAAAAGGUUCGUCAUUCCUGCAACCGCCAUAGCUCAACUCAAAGAAGAAAUAACGGUUACCGGGUCAGUUCAACGCCCGUCUCGCACGGAGGCGUUAACGGCGUUAGUAUGGGCGGCGGUGAUAAACGCAAAUCCAACUCAAACUGUCACGUUAUCCUGCAUGGUGAACUUGCGGGGCAGGAUGGAGCCGCCGCUGCCGCCAAACUGUCUAGGGAGCUUAACCUACGGAGCCACCGUUAACUGCGAGGAAGCGAAAGACGGCGGCACCGUCGUAACCGCCCCUCAAUUGGUGCAGAGGAUACGCGAUGCUCUCCGAGCUGUGGACGACGGAGCGGCGAGGAAGGUGUACGGCGAAGACGGGUUGUUGCGUGCGGUGUUUGCCGGAGGUGAUGAAAUAUUGCUCAAGAAAGAUUCUUGUUCAACGUUGUACACAAGCAGUCUGUGUAGAAUGCCGUAUUACGAAGUUGAUUUUGGGUGGGGGAAGCCCAGACUGGUGGUGAAUAUGGUGAAGAAUUAUAUGGUGCUUUUCUUAGACGCCAUUAAUGGAGGAGUAGAAGUGUUGACGGGAUUGCCUAAGCAAGUUAUGCACAGAUUAACGCAAGACCCCCACUUUCUUGCCUAUGUUUCUGGCUUUCCUAAACCAAAGCUAUGAUUGAAUUCAACAACUAGUCAUUUACUCAUUUAUUGGGUAACAAUCACAAUAAUGUCUAAUUUAAAUAACAUUUUAGUCAUAAAUAAAAUCCAACCCCAACCCCGCACUAGAAUUAAUAUUUAUAUAUAUAAUUUGUUAUCAGCAAAUAAAUGCCGGCAGUAACGCAAGUCUGGGAGAUCAA